AUGCCGUGGACACAAGCCUCGUUUCUUGCGGGGCAGUCAGGGCAGUCCAGGCUCCAGAAGUCGAUUGCAGGCAAGAGUGAAGAAGCAACUGACCAAGCCAAGUUGCCAGAAGUUGUUGCAAAUGAUGGGCCAAGGCCCAUGCUGCGUCCUGAGCCUCUUGUGCCAGACGACACUGCUUUGUCUGCAUUUCUUCCGCCACCUCCGUUGCUGAUUUCGCCAGAGCCUCCGACCCCUUCGCGUGUGAAUCCUUCGCUUGGCCGAACUGCUGGGCCUGCCACACCGGCCGACAUGCUUCCUGCAUUGUCACCUGUUCCGGAGUCUCCAGCUCCGAUGCUGGUUGAAGAGAGUGCAAGCGCUGGCGGGGAUGCGCCAAUACCACCUGCUGCUGCGAGCAGCAGCGAUGGAUCUGCUGCGACCGGCGAAAUAGUUCGCCCAGCGCUUGUGCAGGCCGAGCCACCAGCCAGAAAGCGGCUGAGGCUAGAUGCUGUUCAGACAGAUGCCAGUGGCAAUCAGUUGUUUCAUCAAGAUGAAGACGUUAUCCUUGAAGGUGAGGUAGCCGAAGAAUAUCUUGAAUGCACUGAUGCAGCUGAUUGGGUUGAGUAUGAAAGUGAAGCCGAGCUUGAGGACGCUUACUACCAAAAGCGUGCGCACAUGGAGGCCAAAGGUCUACAAAGGAUCGAAGUUUGGCUGAGGCGUUCUCGCCUCGUGGCACGAGAGUAUGCACACUUAGGUCCCGAUAGGCCUGGGUUGUUUUGCCCGACAACGAACCAGAUUAUGCUGCGUGUGAUUGCAGCGCUCUUCUUGAGACGCCGUGAGGAAGGCUGGUCGAUGCUAGCGCUCGAUGUGAGCGAUGCUUUUCUCCAGUGCAGCCAGCAGCACCCGACGAUCACCCGGAUAGGUGAUAAGUGGUUCAAGUUGUGGCGUAUGCUCCCGGGACAGCGGGACGGCAGCGUGACAUGGUACAAUGAUUUUACAAAUGAAAUGAAAGUCGCUGUCGGAGUCGAAUUGCUUCCCGAAAGCCCCGCAUUGUUCAGGCUGCCCAGUGGAGCAGGCGGAGGCUAUGUGCAUGUGGACGACAUGCUGGCCGCAGGCCAGACCGAAAGGUUGCAGGUUCUUGAAAGUCACUUGAAGUCAAAGUUUAAAGUGUCUAGCGAGUGGAUUGAGCACAUAGGGGAUCAAGUAUCUUUCUUGAAAAGGCGCCACAUCCUUGUAAGCCCCACCUUGCUAGUGAUAGAGCCUGACAUCAAAUACCUUGAUCGCCUCAUGCAAGUCACCGGGUUAGCAAAUGCAAAGGAAAGGUUCAAAGCAGCUCCGUUCCCGACCGGAGGUCUGCCCACCGAGCUUGAAUCUGAUCGUGAGCUAGAUGCAGCCACUGCCAGCCGGUAUCGCUCAGGUGUCGGUAUCCUCGCUUAUAUGUCUUCAGACCUUGUGGCGUGCCAAUUUGCGAUUCGAUACCUGACUACCUAUUCUCACUCGCCCACAGAAGGAUCAUGGAAGUUGUUGCGGCACGUUGCAUGGUACAUCAAUUGCCACCGCAACCAUGUGAUCGGGCUCUCGAAGCCUGUGUCUGGCAAGGGCCUCAUCUGCGAUAGGUCCCGCGAGGAGAAUUCUACCGUGCUUGAAGUUUGUUCAGACUCAGACUGGAGCGGCUGCAAAAGGACAAGGAAGUCUGUGAGCUCUUGUGCGAUUCUCUGGGACAACAUGUUGCUAUAUGCACAUAGCAAAACCCAGAAGACCAUCAGCUUGAGCAGCGCAGAAUCGGAGUACAAUUCCCUUGUGUCCGCUGCAGCAGAAGGUAUUUUCUUGUCAGCAUGCAUCCGGUUCCUCCUUCCUGAAUACACGCUUGAGCAGAUUUGCCUUGUAGACAACUACUCAGCAUGUCGAGCCCUGGCGUGCCGACAAGGAGUUGGGAAAAUGCGCCACAUCAGUGGCAAGCUUCUUUGGCUUCAGCAAAAGACCAAGGACAAUGUGCUGUCCGUAGGGCCGAUCCCUACAGCUGAAAACGUGUCGGACCUCGGCACAAAGCCACUGAAGGCAGAGCGGAUUGAGAAGCUGCUAGGCAUGAUUGGAAUCAGAUGCGCAGACAGCAGCUAUGCUGUUGUUGGGGAGUCCUAUCUCCUCUCGGCGCGAGACAAACUGCAUGUCUCCCGAGUCGUCAAGCAAGGAGGGCUCAGUGCCCAGCAAAUCAUACAGGUUCUAGCAAUGCUUCUCCAAGUUGAUCGCGUCGCAAGUGCAAACGAUGAGCCCAAUACGCAAAAUGCCGAGGACGCCUUGAGCCAGGACGACGACAAUCUUGGAGUGUUUGCACAGAUUCUUGAAUGGUUUGUGUACAUGUGUUACCUUGUGCACGAUUUUGCACUUGAGCAUCCGACCGGGAUCAUGCUGAUCGUACAACUGCUGAUCUUGAUUAUGUUGUGCUGCACACUGUCAAGUCGCAAUCGCGUUGCAGUGUUGAGGCAGCAAGCUGAGAGUGAGCAAAGCAGUGCGGCGAGCAGCGGCACACCAACGCCGAGUGUUGCCGUGCACGUGAAAGUUGAAGGUUCCACGGUUUCGCUAGCUAGUCCCGAACCUGCCGGAAACCCUAAAGCUAGCCAGCCCACUGCAACUGGUGCCAGCGCGGCAGCGCAUGCCGAUGAGCGUUCCAGCGGCGCGAGAGCGCACGCCGAUGAUCAUGAUGUUCCGGACCCCAGCGCAAGCUCUUCAAAUGCCAGUGUGAUGCCGAAAGCAAUGUCUUUCCCUCCUCCGAGGCAUGUUAUCGAUGAGUUGAGGGCCGAGCAACUUGUGUGGGUUACCAAAUCCAGAGGCAAGUCGUACCAUCACAGGCGGACGUGCGGAACGCUUGCAAAUGCAAAGGCACUUGAAAGGAUCAGCAGACAGGAAGCCAUCAAUCGAGGCUUCAAGAAGUGCAAAUGCUGUUACGGCAGUACUUGA
Messenger RNA from Symbiodinium sp. CCMP2592, 2931 nucleotides. The record is from the annotation of a GenBank genome assembly. NCBI's taxonomy places the organism in Eukaryota, Dinophyceae, Suessiales, Symbiodiniaceae.